AUGGCUGCUAAACAUUCUGCAACCCGUCUUUCCCAAUCCUUUCUUUCGAGUUCUCGGUCAACCAUCCUCUCUCGACCUCGGCUAUGGCAUCAGGCCUGCUUGGCCCAAGGCCAGAGACAUUUCUCCGCCAGCGGACGUCGCAGAAUAAUGGAGAUGAGUGGUUUCUCUGAGGAGCAACUGACUGUACGCGAUGCGAUUCAAAAAAUUUGUGCCCAGUUCCCAAAUGAGUACUGGCAACAACACGACCAGUCGGAGACCGACCCCAAAGAACUGCAUGCGGCUUUAGCCGCUGAUGGCUGGCUCGGGAUAGCACUUCCUGAAGAGUUUGGAGGGGCCGGGCUCGGGAUUUCGGAAGCGACCAUGAUGUUGCAGACGAUAUCACAAUCGGGAGCCGGCAUGGCCGGUGCGCAAUCUAUUCAUGCCAAUGUCUACGCCACACAACCGCUGGCUCGCUUCGGCCAUCAAGAACAACUGAAAUCGACGAUACCUAAUAUCAUCAAUGGCAAAUGGAGAGUAUGCUUCGGCGUGACCGAACCUAAUACCGGUCUCGACACGUUAAGACUGAAGACGACCGCCACGCGAAAGGGCGAUAAAUAUAUCAUUACCGGACAAAAAAUAUGGAUCACGUGCGCCCAGGUGGCCUCGAAAAUGAUUCUCCUGGCCCGAACCACGCCUCUGGAGGAGGUAAAGAAGCCCAGUGAAGGCCUAUCCAUGUUUUGCAUUGACAUCGACCGAUCCAACCCCGCCCUCGAACUGAAAAAGAUCAAGAAGAUGGGAGGACGGGCCGUUGACGCCAAUGAAGUCUUUUUCGAUCAUUAUGAAGUGCCUGAGAACACGCUGAUCGGAGAGGAGGGCCAAGGAUUCAAAAUCAUUCUUCACGGGAUGAACGCCGAGAGAUGUCUUCUUGCCGGCGAAGCCCUGGGCCUGGGCUAUGCCGCAGUGGAAAAGGCUGCGCAGUACGCCCGAGAGAGGGUUGUUUUCGGCAGGCCGAUUGGAAAGAAUCAGGCGAUCGCCCACCCUCUGGCAGAUGCGUAUAUGAACCUUGAAGCGGCAAAGUUGGCCUCGUAUCAUGCGGCACGAUUGUACGACCGAAGCAAAACAGACAGCGGCAUCAGCCAACACGCUGUCGGUGUAGCGUGUAAUAGUGCCAAAUAUCUGGCCGCAGAAGCAGCUUUCCGAGCCUGUGAAAGGGCAGUCAUGAGCCAUGGAGGGAUGGGUUAUGCGAUGGAAUACGAUGUCGAGAGGUACCUGCGUGAAUGUUUUGUUCCACGGAUUGCCCCUAUCAGUCGAGAGAUGAUAUUGAAUUUCGUGAGCGAGAAAGUAUUGGAAUUACCGCGAAGCUAUUGA
Molecule: messenger RNA, 1347 nt
Organism: Rhinocladiella mackenziei CBS 650.93
Lineage: Eukaryota; Fungi; Ascomycota; Eurotiomycetes; Chaetothyriales; Herpotrichiellaceae
Exons: 2
Coding region: 1-1347 (448 amino acids)
Molecular function (GO): flavin adenine dinucleotide binding; acyl-CoA dehydrogenase activity
Source: RefSeq, a predicted model, not a curated record